AUGGACUUUGUGUCGGGAUUGCCAAGGACUAGGGCCGAUUUUGAAGCUGUUUGGAGGCAGAAGCGCUUGGAAUUUGAGGAAGGAGACCAUGUUUUCCUUAAAGUUACUCCAACCACAGGAGUAGGUAGGGCAAUUAAAGCGAAGAAGUUGAAUCCUCGGUACAUUGGUCCGUUUCAGAUCCUGGAGAGAGUUGGACUGGUGGCGUAUCAGAUGGCUCUACCACCCCACCUUUCGAACCUACACGAUGUAUUUCACGUAUCGCAGCUUCGGAAGUAUACUCCUGAUGCUGGCCAUGUGUUAGAACCUGAAUCUGUUCAGUUAAAAGAGGAUCUGACGCUUCCAGUGGCUCCGGUCAGAAUUGACGAUACGAGUAUCAAACGGUUGCGUGGAAAAGAGGUUUCGUUAGUCAAAGAGGCAUGGAGUUGA
This is a messenger RNA of Arachis stenosperma, 426 nucleotides long. RefSeq lists its product as uncharacterized. Lineage: Eukaryota; Viridiplantae; Streptophyta; Magnoliopsida; Fabales; Fabaceae. The record is from RefSeq and is a predicted model, not a curated record. The transcript is spliced from 2 exons. The coding region runs from base 1 to 426 and encodes 141 amino acids.